CACACACACACACAGAGGCAGCAGCGGUCUCAGCUCGGCUGUGCGAGAGGUUAGAGGAUCAGUACGCCGGGGUGUGUGUGAGGGUCCGAGCGCAGUGCAGCGGGUGUGUGUGUGGGUGUGUGUGUGGGUGUGUGGGUGUGUGUGUGUGUGUGUGUGUGUGUGUGUGUGGGUGUGGGGUUCUCCCUGGCUGGCUGGCCGGCGGACGUGUGUAUGUUGUUGUUGUUGUGGAAGGAUCCUUGUGGCGUGAAACCCCCAGUGUUCCAGCAUGCUCACAGAGCCUGAGAUACCUCAGGAGUUUAACAGGAUGUCUUCCAAGCGACCAGCCUCUCCAUAUGGGGGAACAGAUGGAGAGGUAGUCAUGGCGACGAGCAGACAGCGAUUGGACGAUGACGAGGUUGACGGACACGCUGUCAUUCACCUGCCCCUGAGCUCGUACUGCAGCUCGCCGCGUGCCCCGGACAGCCCGCCCACACUACCCAGCAACACGGAGCAGGAGAGCAGUAAAGGCCUGGCCCUGAGCCCGUACCCCCAGCACAACUCUUCUACCUCACCCAGUAAACAGCAGCAGCAGGACGAGGGUUUGGUCACGGCUCUGGGAACGCCGGAGAGGCGUAAAGGCAGCCUGGCCGACGUGGUGGACACGCUGAAACAGCGCAAGAUGGAAGAGCUGAUCAAGAGUGAGCCUGAGGAGGCCCCCAGCAUUGAGAGGCUUCUGUCCAAGGAUUGGAAGGACAAGCUGCUCGCCAUGGGCUCCGGUCACUUUGGAGAGAUCAAAGGUACCCCGGACAGCCUGGCGGAGAAGGAGAGGCAGCUGAUGGGGAUGAUCAGCCAGCUGAGCAGCCUGAGGGAGCAGCUGUUAGCCGCCCACGAGGAGCAGAAGAAGCUGGCGGCCUCACAGAUCGAGAAACAGAGACAGCAGAUGGAGCUGGCCAAGCAGCAGCAAGACCAGAUCGCUCGACAACAGCAGCAGCUUCUGCAGCAACAGCACAAAAUCAACCUCCUACAGCAGCAGAUCCAGCAGGUCCAGGGUCAGCUGCCACCUCUGAUGAUUCCUGUUUUCCCUUCAGAUCAGAGGACUCUGGCAGCAGCCGCAGCCCAGCAAGGAUUCCUCCUGCCUCCAGGCUUCAACUACAAACCCGGCUGUAAUGACACAUAUCCUCUUCAACUGAUCCCAACCACCAUGGCGGCUGCAGCAGCUGCCACACCAGGCCUCGGACCCCUUCAGCUUCAGCAGCUGUAUGCAGCUCAGUUGGCGGCCAUGCAGGUAUCUCCGGGGUCCAAGCACGGCACCAUGCCCCAGCAGAACCUGGCAGCAGGAACGCAUUCGCCUACCAGUGGCCAGAGUGAGAAGAGCAGGAGCAGCCCUCCUCCCAAGACCAAGGACGAGGGCGCUCAGCCCCUGAAUCUAUCAUCCAAGCCUAAGACAUCCGAGAGCAAGUCACCCACCUCCCCCGCUUCCCCACAGGUCCCUGCCAUGAAGCUGGGUCCAGGAUCCAUGAAGCACAGUGCCCCCUCGAGCAUCGGAGGACCUCCGCCCAGAGUCAGCUCUAUAGACCUGCUGUCGUCCAUCACCUCCGGAGGCUACCUGAAUGACCACGAGGCGGUGAGCAAGGCCUUCCAGGAGGCCCGGCAGAUGAAGGAGCAGCUGAAGAGAGAGCAGCAGGUCCUGGACGCCAAAGUGGCAGCAGUUAACAGCCUCACCAUCAACAACGGGCGCUCGGAGAAGGAAAAAGCGGCUUUUGAAAGUCUGAGUCAGCAUAUGAAGCAGUCCGAGGAGAACAAGUUCACUCACGCCAUGAUGGACUUCGGCAUGAGCGGCGACUCCGACGGCAGCCCAAGCGUGUCAGAUUCAAGGAUUUUCCGCGAAGCUCGAGGUCGCGGUAACGGCGAACCGCACAUCAAGAGGCCCAUGAACGCCUUUAUGGUUUGGGCGAAAGACGAGAGGAGGAAAAUCCUGCAGGCUUUUCCCGACAUGCACAACUCCAACAUCAGCAAAAUCCUGGGUUCCCGCUGGAAGGCUAUGACUAACCUGGAGAAGCAGCCGUACUACGAGGAGCAGGCGCGUCUCAGCAAGCAGCACCUGGAGAAAUACCCCGACUACAAGUACAAGCCGCGGCCCAAGCGCACCUGCCUGGUGGACGGCAAGAAGCUGCGCAUCGGCGAGUACAAGGCCAUCAUGCGCAACCGCAGACAGGAGAUGCGCCAGUACUUCACUGUGGGGCAGCAGGCCCAGUUGCCACUCUCCUCGGGGGGCGUGGUCUACCCAGGCGCUCUGUCCAUGGCGGGCAUGCCGUCCCCUCAGAUGCCAUCCGAGCACUCGAGCAUGUCCAGCAGCCCCGAGCCGGCUCCGCCCACCGGCCCGCCCUCGUACCUCAGCCUCAGCAAGGGGGACGAGCCUCGCAUCAAAGAGGAGGUCCUGAGGAUGGACGAGAGCAACGGCGACGCCUACGACGACUUCGAUUACGAGGACGACGACGCGGACUUCGGCAGCGACAGUGAAAACCACGUCGCGCAGUAAACUCGAGCAAACUAAGAAACAACAAAAAAAAAAAAAAAACACUUUUUUGUUUUGUUUUUUGGAGCUGAUCCCCCGUAUCGUAUCCUGCCUCUCACCCUGAAUACCUGAUCGGGACUCGGAAAGAGCCACGCCCACAACUCCUCCUGAUCCCCUCCCCCCCCCCCCCUAUCCCCACCCCUGAAACCAGCAGCAGUAAAAGCACAGGAGGUGAAGUUACACUAAACGAGAACGGAGUCGGACGUCACGUGAAACUCACGAGCGAACGUUUUUAUUUUUCGAGUAAGCUACAGGAACGGAAGAUAUGAUCUGAUAGGACAAGAUAUGGAAACUUUCUCUCACACACACACACACACACACAAAACGUAUUAUUAUGAUGAUGAUGCUGAUGAUGAUUAUAAUAAUAACAGAGAAACAGGACCUGUUGGACGGCCUGUCACUUUAAAAACGGUGGACCUGCUUGUCUAUAAAGAGACGCUUUUUGUUUUUUGUUUUUUUCUGGGUUCUAUAAUAUUCUCACUCAGGUACACGGUGCCAACAAGUGGCUUGUGAAUGUGAUUUGUUGUUUUUGUGCUACGGUUUUAAUAGAGUUAAAAGAAGAAAAAAAAAACACACACACACACACUUUUAUUUUAUUUUUUCCUCAUUUUGACGUUUUUGAAAAGAAAAAAAAGACAGACAGGAGUUACACUUUACCUUUUUUUAUGUUUUUUAGUUUUCUUGCUUGUGUUAGGUGUUAAACCCCUUUAGCGGAAUCCUGUACCUCUCUCUCACACACACACACACACUUUGUAAAACACACUCGUGCUUUGCCCCUGGAUGACAGUCUGCACGAUCGAGGGCUGCGUCUCACUACACUUUUAUUCAGCACUUACGAAACCCAGUGAGAGUACGGAUCGGUCUGUAUUUUAUCAUACCCACUUUUUAUCAUACACACACACGCGAACACACACACACACACAUACAAACAUACAAACAUUUGAAUCCGCAACCAGGCCUAAUGCGAGGCAGCAGGACGGAAAUAAAAGCAACGUGUUCCUGUGAGAACGCAAAAAACGGCGAAAUUGAGAUCCAGCCUCUCUGCUCCGUCUCGGUCCCUCGGUUCUGUAUCUAAACAGACUGUUUUCAGCGUUACGGAGAACGCUGGGCCUCUCGGUUCCAAAACAAACAGAGAUGGAGAACAUGUGAGAGGAAAAAUCCCUGUAGACUAGAGUUUGGCCCUGAACACAGAGAGAGAGAGAGAGAGAGAACGGAGGGGUUUGGUAGGCGCCCACACUAUGCUUAAGUGUGUGUGUGUGUGUGUGUGUGUGUGUGAGAGAGAGAGACCCCUCAUCCAUAUCCCUUUCUUUCCUCCUCUCCUUUCCCACAGCAUCACUCCAGCUCCUUACAGACAACACGUUGCCAUGGCAACGCUGUUGAUUGACGCCUGUCCUGCACACCAUUAACCCCCCCCACACACACA
Molecule: messenger RNA, 3977 nt
Organism: Clarias gariepinus (North African catfish)
Lineage: Eukaryota; Metazoa; Chordata; Actinopteri; Siluriformes; Clariidae
Gene: sox5
Product: SRY-box transcription factor 5
Exons: 15
Coding region: 266-2518 (750 amino acids)
Biological process (GO): cell fate commitment; positive regulation of chondrocyte differentiation; regulation of transcription by RNA polymerase II
Cellular component (GO): nucleus
Molecular function (GO): RNA polymerase II cis-regulatory region sequence-specific DNA binding; DNA-binding transcription factor activity, RNA polymerase II-specific
Source: RefSeq, a predicted model, not a curated record